Molecule: messenger RNA, 1698 nt
Organism: Cydia strobilella
Lineage: Eukaryota; Metazoa; Arthropoda; Insecta; Lepidoptera; Tortricidae
Exons: 19
Coding region: 1-1698 (565 amino acids)
Source: RefSeq, a predicted model, not a curated record
AUGUUUUUACCUACAGUGAUCCAACUUAACCGCUUCAAAGUAGCCUGCGACGUACAGGGCAACUACAACAACAUCACAAAAUACGAAUGCGCGGACUGUCAACUGACUGACAUACUGUGCAACGGGCAGUCAGUGUUGGCAGCUGGGCGCGUCACCAUCAUUCCUCAGUCGCAGCAAAUUAGUUACAACUUCCCAAGUUUCGCGGACCAGUUCUCCUGUGUGUACAUGGGUUUCUUCAAAGUAAAAGACACAGUUUAUAAGAAGGUCGUGGCAGUUAUUGAAAGUAAGUCCUUUAAUAUUAAGUAUAUCACUCUCCAAACGCCUAAACAUAAUGUUUGUUUAGCCGUGAAAAUCCCCGACGUGGUGAAAAUACCGGCACCAAAAGAAGACGAUAGCUUGGACCAGGAAAUCAUGUUCGAGGCUGAAAAUGACGCCUGUGACGUCAGAGAGGUAAUCGUCAAUGGAAUCAGUUUGGAGCAAUCCGCUAGAAGAUCAACUGCAGUUGGCCAAGCUAUGUUCCAAGUCACCCAGAACACUAUAAACAUCCACAUAGGCCCGUUCCUGGAAGCGUAUGCUGGCACAUACCAGGCCAAGUUCGCAUGCGGAGAUGAAACCAUCACCAAGAACAUUAUGGAGGUCACAUUGUUAAUGGCGGCAAAAACGACGCUGAAGGUGGUGGAGGUGGUGGGGGCGGUGGAGGCGGUGGAGGCGGUGGAGGUAGUGGGGGUGGUGAAGAUCUUAGUGUUGGACGGUUUUACAGUACUCACACCCGCAGGAGUCAAGUUAGAUGUCUACGAGGCGUCCUGCACUUUAGCAGGAGAGUGCAAAGAAGAGAAAACAUACAACUGCGAAGGCUGCACGCUCAAAGGUGUCAAAUGCAACGAUGCUGCCGCUGAUGCUGCCAAGGUCGUGAUUGAUGCAGAUAAUAAGAAGAUCGUUUUUGACUUCAAAGCGUUCGCAGAUACGGACUCUUGUGUGUACAUGGGCGAGUUCGAUGUAAACGGCAAUGCGCAUAGCCAACCUGUAGCUGUUAUAGACACUCAAGACGUCACCCUCGAAAAACAAAAGAAGGCUGCGAAAGAAGGCGAAGCUGUGGAAGAGACAAUUACAUUCACACCGGCUGAAGAAAAGAAAACUGAAGUAGUGGAGGUACGCGUUAACGGACUGGUUGUAGAAAAGAAGGCGGACAAAUCGGACAUUCCAACUUAUGAGGUAGACGACGAGAAGAAGACCAUAAAGAUCUCGGUUCCCAAACUGUCCGCGCAAUACGCGGGUCACUAUCAAGUCAAGUUCAAGGUCGAAGGAGCAGAGGUUACCAAGACUAUUUUGGAAGUCGAAAUGGAAGCUGGGGCUUCCGAAACUAAACCUGCAAGUCAAGAUGAUAGCGGCACUGGAGACACAUCCGCAGACGUCAAGUUAGAUAUCUCAGCCAAGGCCUGCAAAGUGGAUGAUAAGUGCGACGUUGGUGAAACAUCAUAUACCUGCGAAAGCUGCGAGUACAAGGGUGUGAAGUGCAACGGUGUUGAAGCUGCUGCUGAUAAAGUCAAGGGCGAUGCGGCGGCUAAGAAGAUCACUUACGCUUUUGAGAAGUUCGCAGAUACGGACGCCUGUGUGUACAUGGGACAGUUUGAUAUAAGCGGCAAAGAGCACAGCCAGCCAGUAGCGAUUAUAGAGACUACGGGUAAGCCCUUUUCGUGA